Messenger RNA from Helianthus annuus (common sunflower), 492 nucleotides. RefSeq lists its product as uncharacterized. The record is from RefSeq and is a predicted model, not a curated record. The transcript has a single exon. NCBI's taxonomy places the organism in Eukaryota, Viridiplantae, Streptophyta, Magnoliopsida, Asterales, Asteraceae. The coding region runs from base 1 to 492 and encodes 163 amino acids.
AUGUGGCUGAUUAUGAAGAGAAAGCUUCUUACUCAAGACAAAAUUCUGCAGUGGGAUCUUUCAAGGCGAAAAAACAUGAAUAUGAUGUGCUGUUUAUUGUGCUAUGAGAACUAUGAUUCUCAUCAUCAUCUAUUUUUUGAGUGUAAAUUCUCUAAUGAAGUUUGGAGUAUGAUUCGAGGUAAAGUGGGGAUGGCGGCCGUGAGUUCGAGAUGGGUGGAUAUCAUCGAAUGGUUAUGUGCUCGAGUUCGGUCAAAGAAUGCUGAGGUUUAUGUUGCGAAGAUUCUAGUUGCGGCAGCUGCGUAUACUAUUUGGCAAGAGCGGAAUGCUAGAUUAUUUAGAAACCAACUGCGCCCACCCGAAAUGGUAAAAGAUACUAUUCUGAAAACGGUGAGAUACAAGUUGAUGGGAGCUAAGCUAAAGAACAAUGCUAGGGUGCGGAAGCUGCUUGGGGAUUGGGAGAUUUCAACCGAAACUAAAGAUGAUGGGGGCUAA